AUGACUGGUGAGACGCUAGACCUUCACCCGAACAAAUGGGAGUAUAACGAGAAAUUAAAAGCUAUAGACACUAGUAAUUGGACUUCUACUCCAUACAUUGCAAAUGAGUACGCCAUACAGCCUGAAAAGACACCCUUUCAGCUGGGCGAUAUCCUAUACAGUGGAAGGAGAAUAGAAGGAAUAAUACUAAAUCCAAUGAUGGUAAAGAGUGUUUUAGCACUUUAUAAUACCGACAGGACGAAAUUAUUGGCAUUUUGCCUUUGUACCGAGGAAAAGUAUCACUACUAUGCAAAUAAGAAUACUACUGUUGAUGUAACAGAAACCACGUUUACAGUAUUUUCACUCGAUAGUAAGCCUGACAUCGGUGUUACAAAGAAACUUUUAGAAAAUAUUGAUGAAAAUAAUGGCAUUGAUCCUUUAGGAUUGCUCGAUACUUGUAAGGAGAUUGCCAUAAAGCUAUUCAAGGACACUGACAUAAUUUUUGAUUUAAAUAAGCAUCCAAGUGGUGAUUUGAAGAAGAAAGAAACAUAUGUAUCUCACACUAAUGGAGCAAAUGUCGUUAUAGAUGACCCAAGGCCCUUAGGCAACAAGUUUGUAUCAGUUGAUCAUAUCACAAGCCCAUUUACCGUAUGUGGAAUAAAGUUUAAAAAAAAGAAUAUAACAGUGGAGGGAGGGUUUCCUGAUGUGAUUUUUACAGAAUUUGAUGCAUACUAUAGAAGGGAUGACAAUGACUAUGAUGAUCCACUUCUCAUUAUUUUAAAAGUGCAAUCUUCACAUCACAAUACUGGGCACAUUGUAGGAAGAUGCUUUUUGUCAAAGAAUGCUGAAUGCAAAAUAUGGAACAUUUUAAAGGUUGCUGGUUUUGAAAUUAGUGAUAGGGAUAUCGAGGAGAUACUUGAUAACAUAGUAAAGAAGACAAAGUUUGAAAUCUCAGGCUUAACUUCUGGGCUUCAAAGCAGAUUACGAGACGGCACGACAGAUCUCAUCAUAGACAUAGAAAUGAUUCCAAAAAAGGAUUCGGACACAUACAAUUACGGUGGUAACACAGUUCAUUACAGAAAAAGCGAUAUAGGUGAAGGAUGCUUUCUAGUGGAACACGCUCACAACUUUCAGACCUUUACAAUAAAGAAGAUAAGGAUAGAAGACAAAAGUCUAGAUACAACCCCUAUUCCUUCCAGCAAAGUUCUGGUUUCUUUGUUCAAUGUAUACUAUAGUUAUAAGGUAGCUACAUAUCCACUCCUGAUCUACAUCCUGUAUGGCGAAACACAAACGUGGCUUAGAAGAUUUUAUGGUGAUGUUAAGUGGGAGAUUCUUGGAAGUCAAACUCUGGCUACAAGAGAUGAUUUAACAGCUAUUAGACGCAUUCUAAAUGAUUCCUCCAUACCAAAUGUUGCAAUAGAUUUUGGAAGAACAAGAACCACAAUGUAUUAUCCUUCUGGUACUUCUCUUAAAUUCCGGAUUGAUAGAGCCAAGGUUCAAAAAUCCGGUUACUAUGGAUUUAAACACUCUAGAUUAUAUGGUCAAGCUUUUAAGAUAAAGAGUAUUGUAUGUGGAACUAAACAGCUUAAAGGAAUUAACUCUAAUGUUGAAUGGGAGAGUAUUUCAGCAUAUUAUUGGGGAAGUAAACCUCUAUAUGAGAAACUUCUCGUUGUUCAACUUGGGGAUAAAGACAAAGAUUGUUAUUCAUAUGGUGGUGACGACAAUUGGAUACAAACUGAUGGUUCUUUGAGAAAUAAUCUUCUUGGACUCAUUGAUAAUGCGAAUUGCAAUAUAAAUAAGGCUCAUGUCAUAGACCUUGGAUCUAAAAAGAUUUAUGACUGUCAGGGGUGUGGAACAGGAAUAACGGUGCAUACUAUUUACUCUAGUCUAUACAACUGUUACGAACAUACUAUUACUGGAGAUGGCUCAUCCAUAUCCAAUUUUAAGGAUGGCAACUCCUACGAUACUGGAAUACCAGAAUUUGAGAAUUUUAGCACUGUUUAUGUAUAUUGGUCUUUACAAAACUUUGAUAAACCCUUCCUCAUCCACAUCUCUGGAUAUCACGGAGAUAAGCAUAAAGAGCUCCCAUAUGAUCAAAGAUGGUACUGGAGAGUUGAAAAGGUCAGUAAUAGAUGGAUAAAACUAGGAAAAAAACAUGCGCCAAAAGUUCAUACUGAGUCUACUACCAUUUUAAAGAUUCUUAACGGAAUACAAGGGGAAAGGCGUCCCGUAAAAAUUUUAAAGCAAAAAAACGUUGAAUACACAACUCAUCAAGUUAAGGGUACAGAACAUUCUGGACACACUACUAGAGCUCAUUCUGAUAUAGGUUUAGGUUCUAGAGCUGUAAUAUCACAAGCAACUAAUGUAAGAGAUAAUACUAGAAAUGCUGAGGACGGUCAAAUAGUAGGAUCGAGAGGAAGAGACAGAAAUGGUGAUAUCAACCAGGAAAAUGCAUUUGGAAGGCACAGUGAAGAUAGAACAUCAAAAAAAACCGUUGAUAUACGGACUGAUCACGCAUCACCAAGGAAUUCUGAACCCGAAUUAGAAGAUUUAGGAAGUAGAAUUAAUGAUAUUUCUCUUGAUUCUGACAGCAGAGAAGAUUCAUUUACCAGUGAAACUUCGGAUAACACAGAUUCUGAUGAUACUCAUAUUUCUCAUAGUAUCUCUGACUGGUUUCAAGAACACGCUAUAACCAUUGGGUCUGCUGGUGCAUUUGCAGUUGCUGUUCCUGCCGUUGGGGUAACUGCCUAUUGUUGCAUAAAAAAUAGAAAGGUCUAG
Molecule: messenger RNA, 2757 nt
Organism: Theileria equi strain WA
Lineage: Eukaryota; Apicomplexa; Aconoidasida; Piroplasmida; Theileriidae
Exons: 1
Coding region: 1-2757 (918 amino acids)
Source: RefSeq, a predicted model, not a curated record